Ixodes scapularis (black-legged tick) is the source of this 1639-nucleotide messenger RNA. RefSeq lists its product as uncharacterized. The coding region runs from base 394 to 1428 and encodes 344 amino acids. Gene Ontology annotation, molecular function: RNA binding. The transcript has 10 exons. The record is from RefSeq and is a predicted model, not a curated record. Lineage: Eukaryota; Metazoa; Arthropoda; Arachnida; Ixodida; Ixodidae.
GAACCCCUUAUCAAGGGCGCUGCCGCGCUGCAACCUGGAGUAACUUUCAGUGACCCACAUUCUGACGACAGCUGUGCACGUAAAGGCGAUCGCGUUCGAUGCCUUCGCGACCCUAGAGUCGCGAGAGUAGCAUACAUUAUCAGAUUGCUACGUAAUGAGGCACUGUGCAAUCACGUUGUAGAAAACAUAGAAAACGCACGUGAGCCUAUUUCGCUUCCCACUUCCCGUGAUGCCUCGAAAGCACUUCCUUGCGCUUCCCACGCACACGGCGGCUAACGAAAAAAGACGAACAUUCCGUGAGCCGCAUUUCCUUGCCCGCAUUUUCGAAGGGCGGUUUGUUUCCUAGCGUAGAUUUGCGACGAGGCCGACCGUGGGUGAAUUUGACGGUACGUGAUGGGUCCCGAAAAAGAUGUCGACCAGAAGCCAACCGAGCCCGCCGUUGGCGAGAAGGCUGCCACCGCACUCGAUAACCAGGCAAAGGCUGCUGCUCCUGACGUUACGGCUACCACUGCCGACGUCACAGAAGACAAAGCCGUGAAGAAAGAAACCGACAAGGUUCCCGAUUCCGAAGCCAACGAGAUAAACAUGGAAGACGUUGCCACUCCCAAGAGCAAUGGAUCUUCAGAUCAGGCGGCCGCAUCCGAGGGCAGACGCAGGGGUUCGAGGCAGAAUGGGGAAUCUGGGGAAGCACAGAGAACCCCUCGGACGCCCAAAAAGAGGAAACCCAGAAGGGACCAGAACGGGCACAGCCAGAGCGAGCCAGAGUCUACGGACAGGGAGGGCGGCUCAAGGCCCCCCGGCGGACAGCGCAGGCAACGGGACCGGUCCGACGGACGGCCCAGGGUGGACAUGGACGAGAGCAUCCCGGAGUCCCACCGUUAUGUUUGGGCUGACGAUGUGUACAAGCGUUCCCUCUACGUGGGAAACAUGUCUGCGCACGUGACAAAGGACGAGGUGCGAGCACUGUCCGAAGCCAUCAGGAGCGUCAGAUUUGUCAACAGAAGGAGCGCCUUCCUGGACUUUGAGAGCCCCGAGGUGGCGAGCGCCCAGAUGGAAGUUCUGCGUGCCAUGGAGCUGAAGGGGCAGCCCCUUCAGGUGGAGCCCAGCCGGCCGAGGGGCGCCACCACGGCCAAGUCUGACCGUAUGCUCUACGUGCGGGGCAUCCCCGACGAGCAGGGCAUGGACAAGCUGGGACCCCUCUUCCCGUCCGCCUUGCUCAUCGACCGCAGGGAGGGCAAAGUUUUGCUGAGAUUCAAGGAUCACGAGUCUGCCAUUGCUGCCAUAAACGAAGCCAUUGCUCAAGGUGCAGAUGACUGCAAGUUCAGCUUUGCUGCUGCCCGGCCCCGGUGGAACCGAAGGAACACCCCCCGCCCAAUGUACCGCAGGCCCGGGGCCAAGUUCAUCAAGCAAGAGACUAGGCAGGACUGAAGAGGGGACCCCCGGUUGAGCUGACUUCUUUCAUCCACGACAUGCAAGGUGCAAUAGCUGGAAAUUGACGAGAGCAUCAGGGUGAUGUUAAUCGCUGGUCAAAGUCUAUAGAUUGUUAAGUAACAAUUAAAAAUCUGUUGUUUUUUCUUAAGUUAUUUUAUAUGUUUAUUUUGUUUUUAUAAGGAUAAAAAUAAAGAGUGCCUUAGCAAAA